Molecule: messenger RNA, 856 nt
Organism: Westerdykella ornata
Lineage: Eukaryota; Fungi; Ascomycota; Dothideomycetes; Pleosporales; Sporormiaceae
Exons: 2
Coding region: 266-541 (91 amino acids)
Source: RefSeq, a predicted model, not a curated record
CAGGGACGACACAUCAGUCGCCAGUAAUCUGCGCGUGCGGUUCAAGCGUGCCUUGCUUUCAUCAAUGCCUUGUUGUUGGUUCCUGCGUCCAUGUGCGCCCGCGAAUGUGCGUCUUGUGCACAGGGCCAAUUCGGAAAAAAAAAAAGGAAAAAAAAGAAGAAAAGAAAAAAUAGGGAAAUCGCUGGCUUGCCCUGCGUACCUGCUUUUAGCCCUUGAAUAUGAUGAUCUACGAAAGCAUACGAGCAGCUCUCUGCAAGAACAAUCUAUGUACACAUUUUCAUCGUGUGCGGUACAUGUAUCAGCGGCACCCAUCCUGUCCACCUCGCCAAUCUCAGCACAAGCUCCCGUUCCCCUUUGUCUCCCUUUCUUCGAUCCGUCCCUUCGAUUCCCCCGUCCCGUUAGACGCCGUCCCGUCCUUUCUUCCAAGAUACCGGUAUCAACAAAAGUAUUUUCUCCGAUGGACAGAUCGAUUUUGACGGAAGGGGGGCAUGCGAGCGAAUCGGAAACGGAGCGAGAUGAGAUUUUGGGACUAGCUGAUUAGCAAUAGCGUCGGUUUGCUUCUUUCACGGCGAUGGCUCGUUUAGGUUAGUGAAAUGCGGGGAAAGUCACGUGGACGGGAUGUACCUUUCGCACCUAUAUUUGGACUCGUUCAAUCGUAGAUGGGACGGGGAAGGCGAGUCGUACAGAACGGUCAGUAGAAUUCGGCCAUCCGUGAACCGUCUCACGGUUGGACUGAGGGGCCGUACGAGGAUGCAGUACUGGCUACCUAGCUAGGGCAUUACCGAUACGUACAAUAGUUGCGUUGUAUGAAGCAAGAAUGGUGCGAUAUUCCCCACACCUCCAACUGAGAGUACUG